AUGAGGAAUCUGACGUUUCAGAGAGUGCAGUUUGUCUUUGGUUUGCCUCAGUUGAAGCGUGCACUUCAAGAACAGUUGGAGAAAAAGAAGAAUUUUGUCAGUAGGAGUCUUGCUAUUGGCGAAGUCCUCUCCAUAGCAGAUAUGGCUACAGGGGUCAAGUGCGGAAUAAUUUACUGGCUGUUCGGUGGUGCAAUCAGGAAUCUUGGAAAACCAGAACAUGUCGCUAAGUGGUUUCAGCCACUACAGGAGCAGAAAUACACGGGGAUGUUUGCAAUGACCGAGCAGGGGCACGGUAGUAACGUCAAGGGGAUCGAGACCGAAGCCACCUUUGACCUCGCCACACAGGAAUUUAUAAUCCACACACCUUGUGAAAAUGCCAAAAAGAUGUAUAUUGGAAAUGCAAUGUCAGGCAAUUAUGCAGCUGUAUUUGCACAAUUAAUCAUAAAUGGAAUCUCCCAAGGCCCUCACUGUUUCAUUGUCCCCAUCCGGGACCAGAGCGGACACCUCCAUCCGGGAGUGACAACAGUUGACAUGGGGCACAAGGAAGGUUUACACGGUGUGGAUAACGGCAUCUUAACGUUCGACCAGGUUCGAAUUCCCAGGGAGAAUCUUCUGAGCAAGUUCGGUUCAGUUGCUCCAGACGGCCAGUACCACUCGCCCGUGAAAAACCCAAACGCGAGAUUCAACGCUAUGCUGGCGGCUCUGACGCCAUCAAGAUUAGCCGUCACCUUCCAAGCUGUGGGAGCUAUGAAGCUUGGACUGACUAUAGCCAUUCGGUAUAGCUACAGUCGGAGACAGUUUGGGCCUAAGGCCAAGGAAGAAGUUAAGAUCAUUGAGCACCAAACACAACGUCUUCGACUGAUGCCUCACCUAGCCACUGCAUUAGCACUGAUCUUCACCAGCAGAUAUGCCGGCAGUUUAUUGGAUGAGGAUCUCUUUCAAGAGAAAGACCUUGGAAACAGCCAGACUUUACAAGGCCUAGUAGCGGGUUUGAAAGCAUACAGUACCUGGGGAAACAUAGCCUGUUUACAAGACUGUAGGGAGUGCACUGGAGGGAUGGGUUACAUGAUGGAAAACAGAAUCUCCGGUUUAAAGUGCGACUCAGAUGUGUUUGCAACUUUCGAAGGGGACAAUGUCGUCAUGCUUCAGGUGGUUGUCCGAGAACUGCUGACUCAGUCUACCAGGCAAAAUGAGGAACGACCGCUUUUUGGCCUCCUUCGAAGCUGGGCAGAGUCUCUGAGGGACAGUUUGAGAACUAGUUUUCUGGCAUUUAACCUGGACACAAUUGGUAAUCUGACCUUUCUGCUGAAAGCAGUGUGUUUCCGGGAAAGGGUUCUUCAACGUGGUUUGGCAGCCCGGAUUUACUACAAGGUCAAAAUCAGGAAGGAGGAUUUCUUCAGCGCUUGGAAUUCAUGCCUCCACCAUGUUACAACCCUGGCUCUAGCACAUAUCCACCGAGUAACUUUGGAACAGUUCUCAGCAGCUGUGGUGAACUGCCGUGAUGCCGAGGACCAGGCUCUUUUAAUGAAGUUUUGCCUCCUUCACGGGACAAACCUGGUGUUCCAAGAAAGAGCCUGGUACCUGGAGCAUAACUACCUAACUCCAACCACCAGCGUACAACUCCGAAGACAGCUGCUGGACCUUUGCAACGCGGUGACAGGCCUGGCCCUCAGGGUGACUGAGGCCUUCGGCAUCCCGGCCAACGCGCUCCACGCCCCCAUCGCCGGGGUCCCCAGCCUGCGGGCCCCCUGGGCCUUCCAUCCCACUCCCCGCUCCCCGCAAGCCGCCAAGCUCUGA
Tachyglossus aculeatus (Australian echidna) is the source of this 1797-nucleotide messenger RNA. It is a transcript of the gene ACOXL, whose product is annotated as acyl-CoA oxidase like. The record is from RefSeq and is a predicted model, not a curated record. Gene Ontology annotation, molecular function: acyl-CoA oxidase activity; fatty acid binding; FAD binding. Gene Ontology annotation, cellular component: peroxisome. Lineage: Eukaryota; Metazoa; Chordata; Mammalia; Monotremata; Tachyglossidae. Bases 1 to 1797 code for a protein of 598 amino acids. Gene Ontology annotation, biological process: fatty acid beta-oxidation using acyl-CoA oxidase; lipid homeostasis. The transcript has 18 exons.